Messenger RNA from Juglans regia (Persian walnut), 1780 nucleotides. Its product is annotated as homeobox protein knotted-1-like 3. The transcript has 6 exons. Gene Ontology annotation, molecular function: DNA binding. NCBI's taxonomy places the organism in Eukaryota, Viridiplantae, Streptophyta, Magnoliopsida, Fagales, Juglandaceae. Gene Ontology annotation, cellular component: nucleus. The record is from RefSeq and is a predicted model, not a curated record. Gene Ontology annotation, biological process: regulation of DNA-templated transcription. The coding region runs from base 194 to 1309 and encodes 371 amino acids.
AAAGAGAAUCGGCUUUUGCCGGACGGAGCUUUUUGAUCUCUUUUCCUCACACCUUCUCAUAUAGUUCUCUCCAUCGACCUGAUGACUCCAUUACCUUCAUGAAGACCUUCAACCUCAUCAACCCGGCUCCUCAAAAUCCCAUCUUUUGAACCCUGACUACGUAUAUGUAGGUAAAACUGCUUUAUCUGUAUAAAUGGCGUUUCACGAUCACGAUAUGACUUUCGACUCUUUCGGCGACCACGAUGACAGAGAGGCUGUGCACCAACGCCUCAUGCUCGACACCACCGGGAAGACUCCGCUCUCAGUUACCGUCUCCGAGGCCGGUGGAUCCGGAGCUCCCACUUGGCUCAGCGAUGCUAUUCUCCGGCGUCAGGAUUCCGUCCAUCUUCGCGGUCGACAAGACGAGGUCUCCGCGAUUAUGAAUUCCGGCGAGAGCGGGGAUCGAAACCGGACGGAGAGCGAAUGCGAAGCGACCUGGGAGUGGGAGAGCGCCAAGCAGAAGGCGGACAUAGCGGCCCACCCGCUUUACGAGCAGUUGCUGUCGGCACAUGUGGCUUGUCUCAGGAUCGCUACGCCAGUGGACCAGUUGCCGAGGAUCGACGCUCAGCUUGCUCAGUCCCAGCGCGUGGUGGCCAAGUACUCAGUGCUCGGAAACGGCUCGGUGGACGACAAGGAGCUCGAUCAGUUUAUGACACAUUAUGUUCUAUUGCUCUGUUCCUUUAAAGAACAAUUGCAACAACAUGUUCGUGUUCAUGCCAUGGAGGCAGUAAUGGCUUGUUGGGAGCUGGAGCAGUCUUUGCAAAGCUUAACAGGUGUAUCUCCAGUUGACAGUACAGGUGCUACAAUGUCUGAUGAUGAAGAUGACCAAGCAGAUAGUGACACCAACUUGUAUGAUGGAAAUAUGGAUGGGCAUGACAGCAUGGGAUUUGGCCCUCUCAUCCCAACUGAAAGUGAGAGGUCCUUGAUGGAGCGUGUAAGACAAGAACUGAAGCAUGAGCUCAAACAGGGUUACAAGGAGAAGAUUGUAGACGUUAGAGAGGAGAUUCUACGAAAGAGAAGAGCAGGAAAGCUUCCAGGUGACACCACCUCCCUCUUAAAAGCUUGGUGGCAAUCACAUUCAAAGUGGCCAUACCCAACGGAGGAAGACAAAGCAAGGUUGGUUCAGGAAACAGGCUUGCAAUUAAAGCAAAUAAAUAACUGGUUCAUAAAUCAAAGGAAACGAAAUUGGCACAGUAACCCUUCAUCUCCCACUGUUGUGAAGAGCAAACGCAAAAGUAAUGCAGGUGAAGCCAGCAAGCAGCCCUUCUAGUAAUUGGACAGUCUCGAAGAGGAAAAAAGAAACUUGUUAUAUAUAUUCCUAGCAGCUAGCUUGUGUCCAAAUCUUUUGAAAGUUUAUUAUAUAUAGUCGGAACACAUCAUUGUGACGGAGAACUACUGCCUGAAAGUCAUGAAGAUUACAUGAAGACUAUUUGCAGAUCUAUAUUCUACUCAUAUGUAUGGAUUCAAGUCUUGAAACUGAACAUGCCGCCUGAGACCUAUCAUGUAUGCGUCUUCAAGCCAAUUAACACUGCUGAACAGUUCCAGUUGACGGUAUAUUGCCUUAGAGAACUCCCAUACACUUGAUAUCUGUACCAUAAAUCUCAUCUAUGAGGUGUAAACUUGAAGCAUAUAUAUUAUACAUAUAUAAGAUAGGAGAAAUCUUCUUGAUAACCUGUGGAACUAGAUAGCAUCUUUUUGUACCACUUGAGAUUAACGUACGUACUCUAUAUUUAAUAUUUCU